AUGUCCGGCGCAGCUGCCACGUCAUGGGCUCAGCCUGCUUCCGACAGCAACGACAUCGCAUCCCACAUGUCCAACCUUUCUGUUGACGACUAUGGGUCCCCCCACCGCCAAAACGCUUCUCCCGGAGCGCCCCCUCCUCCUGGAGGUCCCUACGCCAAUGUCCAUACCCCGCCCCGCCCUGCGGCCGCGUUCAACCCCUACGACCCGUUCAUCUACUAUGCCGGCGUCGACCCUAGCACCUUCACCCCCAACGGUGCCGGUGCGCCCCAAGGCUACCCUUACGCAGACGUGACGACCCCGCUGCAGGCAAUGGCGACCGGCGCCAACGUCUACGGCGACCCCUACCCCUCUCCGCCCGAGACGUACGGGAGCCAUACGCCUGACGCCCGCUCGCCUGGCCAGGUGCCUGCCGCGCUGACAGCGUUCCAGCACCAGCUCGUCGCCGCCACGGCCGGCGCCCGCUCGCAGCAAGUGUACCGUCCCCCGCACACGGGGCAGCAGUUGCAGGUGCCGCACCAGCUCCCCACGCCCCCGCAGCAGGGAUACUACAACUACAUCGAGCGCGGCGUGUACUGGCACCCGCGCCAGAACAGCCAUGGACACCAGGCACAGAUGGCCCAGCCCAACCACUACCCCACUCUCGCCGAUUAUGCGAACCAUGCCCAGCAGUACACGCUCCAGAGCCCGCCGAUGAGCACCUUCGGCUCGCCCCCGGCCAACACGUAUGCGCUCCCCUCGCCUUAUGCGCCCUACUCGCCUCCUGCGUUCGGGUACGGCCGCCAGCUGAAGCGCGACGACUCGAGUGUUGUCCGUUCCCAGCGUCUUGAGGAGUUCCGUUCUCGCAAGUCAUCCCGUCUGGAGUUCUCGAUCUACGGCAGCAUCUGCGAGUUCGCGAGCGACCAGCACGGCAGCCGCUUCAUCCAGAACAAGCUUGAGACCGCCUCGCCCGAGGAGCGCCAGAAGGUCUUCGAGGAGAUCCUCCCCAAUGCCUUCUCCCUCAUGACCGACGUGUUUGGCAACUACGUGAUCCAGAAGCUGUUCGAGCACGGCGACGCGGCCCAGAAGGCAGCCCUCAUCAAGAAGAUGGAGGGCCAGGCGCUGUUCCUUUCCAACCACAUGUAUGGGUGCCGCGUCAUGCAGACUGCGCUCGAGCACGCGCGCACCGAGGACCGCGCCAAGCUCGUUGCCGAGCUCGACGGGCACAUCAUCGAGUGUGUCAAGUCGUCAAACGCCAAUCACGUUAUCCAGCGGCUCAUCACACUCGACCCGCCCCGCGGGUUCAUGGACGCCUUCAUCGGGCACGUGCGCGAGCUCUCGACGCAUCCGUUCGGGUGUCGCGUGCUGCAAAAGUCGUUCGAGGUGCUUCCGCCCGAGAAGAUCCGCCCUCUCCUGGACGAGAUGCACACGUGCUCGCACGAGCUCAUGAUCAACCAGUUUGGAAACUACGUCGUGCAGUCCGUCAUCACCGAGGGUGAGGGGAGGAAACAUGAUCGCGAUCUCGCCGUCGCCGAAAUCAAGACUAGGAUCUUUGACUUGUGCCGCCACAAGUUUGCCUCCAACGUCGUCGAGAAGGCGCUCAAGCACGCCAACCCGGCUGACAAGCGCGAGCUCAUCUCGGAGAUGAUCGGCGACGACUCUGGCGAGAACAGGAUCCAAACCCUGCUUCGCGACCAGUAUGGCAACUUUCCCGUGCAGACCGCGCUCGCCGAGGCCGAGAAGGACCAGCGCGACAAGCUCCUCAGCAUUAUUAUCCCCCUCAUGCCCAACCUGCGGCACACGCCCUGCGGCCGCCGUCUCGAGGGCCGCAUCAACGAGCUCGAGAGCAAGGGCGAGCUUCCCUCUCUCACGUCGGGAAAUGCGUGGGAGUCCCCCACCCUCAGUUCCGAGAGCGAGAGCAACACCCCCGAGACGCCUGGUGCCGCGACUCAGCAGACUCAGGCGCAGGUCAACGGGAACGCCAAGGGGCGCCGUAGCAGCCCCGCUGCGGCCAAUAACAAGGAGGAGAAACAGGUCCUCGUCGACCUCCUCUCUUAG
Molecule: messenger RNA, 2034 nt
Organism: Trichosporon asahii var. asahii CBS 2479
Lineage: Eukaryota; Fungi; Basidiomycota; Tremellomycetes; Trichosporonales; Trichosporonaceae
Product: RNA binding protein Pumilio
Exons: 5
Coding region: 1-2034 (677 amino acids)
Biological process (GO): nuclear-transcribed mRNA catabolic process, deadenylation-dependent decay
Cellular component (GO): cytoplasm
Molecular function (GO): mRNA 3'-UTR binding
Source: RefSeq, a predicted model, not a curated record